AUGGUGCACAACCAAGGGCUUCCUGCUGAGGCCCCAGAGACAAAUCCUGGAGCUGCCCAGGAGGGGUCAGAGUUGCAGAGAUCAAGGCAGUCGCCCCCUCAUCAGGGGGUCUCUGCCGGGAGCCCUGUUCCUGAGGAAACAGCAGAGGAGGGGGUCUCUGUCGGGAGCCCAGGUCCUGAGGACGCAGCGGAGGAGGUGGUCUCUGCCCCAGCUGGCCCCAGGGACCCAAGCCAGCAGCCUUCCACGGCCACAUCUGUCACAAGCCAUUCCUCCAACCGCAGCGUGGAACCCGUGGCCUUCAACCGCCUGUGCCCACAGCCGUCAUGUGAGCCCCCCAGCGCGGGCGUGAAAAGAAAGCGCUCGGCACGCGUCAGAGAGGCCGAGGGGGAGGAAGAAGAAAAGUCUCUUUUCUACAUGAAGGUCAAGGCCGUGAACGGCGUCUCGGUGGCUUGGGAGACCGGGGCCGGCUUUGAAGCCAUUAGGAAGCGGCCUCGCAUCUUUAAGGCCAAGUACAGCGGAGGAGAAAGCUUUGCCGGCUCGGACCUGAGCAGCUCCCACACCAAGUCCGAGCUGGAGGACGUGGACCAAGAGGCAGAGAGCGGCACCGGGGGGCCGGCAGAGGAGGCGCCGCAGCAGCCGACGGGAGUGCCCCCUGAGUGGCUCCUCACCAUCGAGCAGGGCGUGCGGUGCCUGGCCUGCUGCAGAGUCUUUCCCAGCCUGGAGGCCCUGACCCAGCAUGUGAAGCAGGGGCUGCGCGAAGGCUUCAGCUGCCGCGUCUACUACCGGGUGCUGAGGCAGAUCAGGGCAAGACAGAGGUUCCAGAGGAGAAGAGUCCUGGGCCGUUGGGAGUCGCAGAGAUCAAGGAAGUCGCUCCUUCACCAGGAGGUCUCUGCCGGGAGACCUGUUCCCGAGGACACAGUGGAGAAGGGGGUCUCUGCCGGGAGACCUGUUCCAGAGGACAGACCGGAGGAGGGGGUCUCUGCCGGGAGCCCUGUUCCUGAGGACACAGCAGAGGAGGGGGUCUCUGCCAGGAGACAUGUUCCUAAGGACACAGCGGAGGAGGGGGUCUCUGCCGGGAGACCUGUUCCAGAGGACAGACCGGAGGAGGGGGUCUCUGCCAGGAGACAUGUUCCUAAGGACACAGCCGAGGAGGGGGUCUCUGCCGGGAGACCUGUUCCAGAGGACAGACCGGAGGAGGGGGUCUCUGCCGGGAGCCCUGUUCCUGAGGACACAGCGGAGGAGGAGGUCUCUGCCACGAGACAUGUUCCUAAGGACACAGCGGAGGAGGAGGUCUCUGCCGGGAGCCCUGUUCCUGAGGACACAGCAGAGGAGGGGGUCUCUGCCGGGAGCCCUGUUCCUGAGGACACAGCGGAGGAGGAAGUCUCUGCCCCGGCUGGCCCCAGGGACCCAAACCAGCACCCCUCUGCGGUCAUAACAAUCUCCAGCCACUCCUCCACUCACGGCGUGGAACCCGUGGCUUCCAACCGCCUGUGCGCGCAGCGCCCGUGUGAGCCCCCCGGUGCAGGCAUGAAGAGAAAGCACUCAGCACGCGUCAGAGAGGCCGAGGGGGAGGGAGAAAAAAAGUCCCUUUUCUACAUGAAGGUCCAGGCCGUGAACGGCGUCUCGGUGGCCUGGGAGACCGGGGCCGGCUUUGAAGCCAUUAGGAAGCGGCCUCGCAUCUUUAAGGCCAAGUACAGCGGAGGAGAAAGCUUUGCCGGCUCGGACCUGAGCAGCUCCCACACCAAGUCCGAGCUGGGGGACGUGGACCAAGAGGCAGAGAGUGGCACCGGGGGGCCGGCAGAGGAGGUGCCGCAGCAGCCGACGGGAGUGCCCCCUGAGUGGCUCCUCACCAUCGAGCAGGGCGUGCGGUGCCUGGCCUGCUGCAGAGUCUUUCCCAGCCUGGAGGCCUUGACCCAGCAUGUGAAGCAGGGGCUGCGCGAAGGCUUCAGCUGCCGCGUCUACUACCGGGUGCUGAGGCAGAUCAGGGCAAGACAGAGGUUCCAGAGGAGAAGAGUCCUGGGCCGUUGGGGUAAGGAGCCUAAGCCAGGGGCCUUGGAGGUGGGCACAGCCAGGUGUUGCCCGGGAGCCGUGUCUCAGGCUGCUCCUGGUAACCAUGCCAGGGUGACAGAUGUCAGGGCUGGGGCAGCCGAAGGGGGCAGAGUGUCCAUCCCCCCAGGGCCAGGACAGCAUGGGCACCGACAGGAUGUUCUCUAGGGCUCUGUCCAACCUAGUUUC
Messenger RNA from Gopherus evgoodei (Goodes thornscrub tortoise), 2235 nucleotides. RefSeq lists its product as uncharacterized. Lineage: Eukaryota; Metazoa; Chordata; Testudines; Testudinidae. The record is from RefSeq and is a predicted model, not a curated record. The transcript has 3 exons. Bases 1 to 2214 code for a protein of 737 amino acids. Gene Ontology annotation, biological process: fertilization.